Messenger RNA from Lingula anatina, 2803 nucleotides. Its product is annotated as hormone-sensitive lipase. Gene Ontology annotation, biological process: cholesterol metabolic process; triglyceride catabolic process. Gene Ontology annotation, cellular component: cytosol. The record is from RefSeq and is a predicted model, not a curated record. Gene Ontology annotation, molecular function: sterol ester esterase activity; triacylglycerol lipase activity. Lineage: Eukaryota; Metazoa; Brachiopoda; Lingulata; Lingulida; Lingulidae.
AAUGGGAAUUGUUCGUAACGUAUGCAAUAACAUAAAAUAAAAUAAUUGCUAUGAAGUUAGGCACAGAUAAUAUGACAAUUAAGCUUAUAACAAUUUGAAAAUAUGCCUCUCAUCAUUUUGGUUUUAAUAUGAAUAUACUUCGAAUUGCCUACAUGGGUGUUAUACCUUCAAGAUGGAAGAGAACGAGCAGAAGUUACCUUCGUCGGUGCAAGAAGAUGACGAAAAUUUCAGACGAGCGCUCUCUAAUCUCUUCAGGGACAUCAGAUCUGAAGCUUUCAGCAAUAUGGAGUACUUUGAAGGCCAUAAACAUCAUAACCAUGAUAAAUUUUACAAAAUGUUUUGCACUUUAUUGGAGCACCUGGACUCUGACAGCGGGGUUGAUCAAUUUCUGGAUCGACUCUUACAAGACAUGCAUACUUACGACUAUGACGAAUUCACGCCAGCGAACGGCUACAGAAGUAUCAUCAAAGUCCUUCACAAGUGCUGUGUACAUAUCCUAGUACUUUGUAGGUACAUAUCAGUAAACAAGGGAUCUUUCUUGUUUCGUUGUGGACACUAUAGCAGAGAACUGUCUGCAUACGUGAGCUGUCUGGGACAGAUCCGGGCAGCAAUGUUUUAUGCGGUAAAGCUGAUGGGGUAUUGUGAAGUUGGGGAGUUAUUCAGUGAUGAUAACAAGUUCCGUGGGAAUGAGACCGCUGAGAGACUUAUGGCUGAGUCAGAAUGCAUAGACGCUCAGUAUUUUUAUGGGCGGUGCCUAGGAUUUCAGUAUUGUGAGUCCAUGCUGAGACCUUUCCAAGUACUUCACAUCACAAUGGCUGUGUACAGUGAGCUUUACAAACAGGACAAGUCUAAGCUAGGAAAGCUGACUGGUUCAAUCCUCAGUGGUGGGAAAUAUUUACUGAACCCUGACCUGAGAGGUAAACAGGUGUCUGUGACAACUAAGACUGAGGACAUCAGGUUCUGUAAGGGGUUCUGGGGGCUGGCAGAGACACAGAUGAUGCACACAUUACCAGACUAUGUCUGUCCCUCUGUACAAGUCAAUGAGGUGCUCCUGAUCCCAGCCAAAGCUGUAGACAUUCCCAAGUCUCAGAGUAUUGGUCAUGUGACCAUCCACCCCCCGCAGUCCCACCAUGGCCCUGGUCCCGUCCAGGUGCGGCUGAUAUCACAGGUGUACAGGGAGGGACAGGAGUUGCUGUUGCCUUACCUCAAGGACCAAAAAGGAGGAAAAUUUGUAAACAACAGAAAAGUCCAGCCCAAGUCCCCGUAUCUCCUCAUACAGUGUCAUGGAGGAGGGUUCGUAGCUCAGAGCUCAAAAUCUCAUGAAACUUACCUCAGAGAGUGGGCCUGUGAUCUGAAGGUGCCCCUGGUUGCCAUUGACUAUUCCCUCGCCCCCGACAGCCCCUACCCCCGUGCCAUAGAGGAGUGCUUCUUUGCCUACGCAUGGAUACUGCAGAAUUGUCAUGUACUGGGUUCUACAGGGGAGAAGAUCUGUCUGGUAGGGGACAGUGCAGGAGGUAACCUUAUUCUCUCUACAGCUCUCCGGGCUGGGGAGAUUGGAAUACGUGUUCCAGACGGCCUGGUUGGAGCAUACGGCUGUUUUAUGGUCAGAUACUCGCCUUCUCCCUCUAGAAUACUCAGUAUCAUGGAUCCUCUUAUUCCUGUGGGGAUGCUGACCAGGGUGCUAGGAGCUUAUGUAGGUGUAACUGAAGAAGAAAUUCUAGCUUCUCAGAAAAGUGCCUCUGAUCUGCUGAAAAAAUCCAAAGAUGAGCGGGAAUCAGAGCCUGCUAAAGAGCUCCUACUUCAGUCCCAAGACGAGCCACAAUCACAGUCUUGCAGUAAAUCUCUACAUGGCACAGAAAAGGAUUCAUCCAACAAAGGUGCACAAAUCAGAAUAGAAAGCAAAAAUCAAAUAGCAGACAAUGGAAAAAUAGCUCUUCACCGUUUGUGUGGUCCAACCAUGGUGGAUGUAGACAAAAAAUCAGGACAGGAAGAUUUGGGUGCCCCUCAUUUGACAGGUGCACCAGAUCUGACCUCGGAGAAACUUAAAGUGCACACAUCAUGUAAGAUUGACUCUCCCCACAGGAAGAGACUUCUUUCUGAGGUGGUGGAAAAUGAAGAACAAGAGGAAAUGACACCAGAACUUACUUUAACAGAGGAUGAAAUGGCCAGUGAUUUGAAAACAAAAAGAAGGAAUGAAAAAAAGAUGUUUGACAUUGAUUUAGGCGAUCUUAAAAUUGAAGAUGUAAAAACAUCAGAAAAUGUGAGCCCAUUUGUCAGAAAAACUUCUUUGGAUAGUUCAGGUGACCCUGUUGACUUUUAUUCCUGCAGUUCAGGAUCUGAUUUUAGUGUGGGGAGUCCCUCGUCAAAUCCAAGGACUACAUCCCAUAAUACUCCAUCAAUCCCAGGGGUCCAUGUGACGGGGCAGUCUGCUCCAACAAGUGGCAAAAGUGAAGGACUUGGGGACUUGAAGGUCACUUUUUCAAAGGCAAAAAAUACAGUUACUCUCCCCCCAAAAUCUUUACCUACCCCACUAAAGAAGAUUUUUCACACACGGAGUCCAUCUUCACCCAACUUACACAGUGUUAUGUAUGGACAGGAGAAGUACAAGCAGCAGGCUGUUGUAGGGGUGUCCCCGAGGACAGGUGACUGGGUCCCCCUGUAUGCUUUGGAGUGUACACCUGAGGAGAGUCCACUGUUAAAGUUCCACCAUAUUGAGCUGCCCAAGGACCCGUACAUGUCCCCUCUCCUGGCCACGGACCACAUGCUCAGGAAUCUGCCUCCUGUCUUCUUAGUGCUUGUGUAG